This is a messenger RNA of Arabidopsis arenosa, 918 nucleotides long. NCBI's taxonomy places the organism in Eukaryota, Viridiplantae, Streptophyta, Magnoliopsida, Brassicales, Brassicaceae. The record is from the annotation of a GenBank genome assembly.
CACUUGUAUCCGAUCAAAAAAAUGGCUACAACAGCAGUAAACCUACCAAUUCAUGAGCAUCCUCUUUUUCCUUCAGCUCGAUGUAUGCAAGGUGAAUGUGAUGGCUGCCAUGUAAAUGGUCUCAUGUACAGUGGCUACUUUUGCAAUGAACCUUACUGUUAUGUUUGGUUCCAUAAGGAGUGCGCCGAGGCCCCCGCGGAGAUCAACCAUAGUUCCCACCCACAACAUCCUCUCCUGCUCACCAAUGAUUUGAGAGAUGGUCCAUGUGAUUUGUGUGGACAAAAGCUAUCGCCUCCCUGUUAUAGUUGUUCCACAUGUGAGUUCAAGGUGGAUUUGACUUGUGGGAUGAAACCAUCACCGCCUGCUAUCGAACAUCCGCUUUGUCAUGACCAUCCAGUCGUCUUCUUGAAGAUACGAGAGGAGAAGGUUUCUUGUGUAUUAUGCAAGGAGUCUAUUGAAGGUCCAUCCUAUUCAUGUCUUGAAUGCGAUGUGUACUUCCACGUGGAUUGCGUCCAUCUCUCCAAAGAGAAAAGAUUUGGCAUAGGAACGAUGGGCACCCUCUCACUUUAUGCUGUGGCGAAAAGGAAAAGGCGAGCGGAGCAAUCAUCGGCUUUGGGGAAGAACGAAUUUUGUUUGAGGUGGUUCCUAACAAUCACAACACUCGACCAUUAUGCAGCCAAUGUCACUCUCGAUGCAAGGUCUCCGUCAUCCUAAAAAAACAUAAAGAAGACAAUGAGUAUAUCUGUUCCCGUUCAUGUUUAUCGAGUUAUUUGGGUGAAGAAGUUUGAACUUGCGUUUAAUGAUGAGUGGUUUUGUCAUAUGGUUGUAUUAUUUCAUUCACUGUUCUAUCUUAUAUUUCUAAGAAUUGCAAUGUAAUACAGAGUGAUUUUUGUUUUCUAAUAAAAGAUGCUGGUUAUU